Molecule: messenger RNA, 1059 nt
Organism: Cynara cardunculus var. scolymus (artichoke)
Lineage: Eukaryota; Viridiplantae; Streptophyta; Magnoliopsida; Asterales; Asteraceae
Product: glycine-rich protein 2-like
Exons: 1
Coding region: 94-723 (209 amino acids)
Molecular function (GO): zinc ion binding; nucleic acid binding
Source: RefSeq, a predicted model, not a curated record
GUUAGGGUUUCCGCUCUCUCUCAAUCGAUUUGGGGGUUCUUUUUUUCGAUUUCUAGUUUUGAUUUUGCUUCUUUUUGGAGAUCGAAAGGGAAAAUGGCUGAUGAAGGUGCUAGGAAAUCGGGGACUGUGAAGUGGUUUAAUGAUACCAAGGGUUUUGGUUUCAUUACUCCCGAUGAUGGCGGCGAAGAUCUGUUUGUUCAUCAGUCGUCGAUUAGGGCUGAAGGAUUUCGGAGUUUAGGAGAUGGAGAGACGGUGGAGUAUGUGAUUGAGAACGGAUCUGAUGGAAGGACUAAGGCUGUUGAUGUUACUGGACCGGAGGAGGGGCCGGUUCAGGGGAGUACUCGUGGCGGCGGCGGAGGCGGCGGUGGACGUGGAGGUGGUGAUCGAUACGGAGGUGGUGGUGGUGGUGAUCGAUACGGAGGUGGAGAUCGGUACGGAGGUGGUGGUUAUAACAGUGGAGGAGGACGUGGAGGUCGUGGAGGCGGUGGAUAUGGCGGAGGAGGUGGCGGUAACGCUUGUUUCAAGUGCGGCGAGUCUGGACAUAUGGCUAGGGACUGUUACCAAGGAGGUGGAGGCGGUGGAGGUGGAUAUGGCGGUGGACGUGGAGGCGGUGGAGGUAGCUAUGGCGGUGGUCGCGGUGGUGGAGGCGGCGGCGGCGGCUGCUACAACUGUGGGGAGGAUGGACAUUUUGCUCGUGAAUGCCCUACCGGCAGCAACCGUUGAUCGGAAACUGAAUCUGGUGGAGGAGGUAAAGGUCCGAUGUGUUUUGACAUUUACGGUUUACCUUCCCUUUUGUGCUUACUUUUUUAAUUUCUUGUUGUCUGUGUUGAUGAAUCAAUGCUUGAACCAUUUUGCAAAAAUGUUCAGUUAUUUUAUAAGAUAAUUUUGCUGGGUUUUUGGUGCUUGAUGUUCUCGAUUGUUGAUUAAGAUUGGGGUUUCUUUGAAAAGGAUCGAUUAGGGUUUCUUUUGGAAAGAAUUGAUUCAGGGUUUGUGGAUGAUGGUACUUGUUGUAUCUUGAUUUGAAUCAUAGGGUUGGUUUCUUUUAAUGAAUCUGGCUUG